ACAGAUUUUCUAGGUUUGCUGAAUCCGAUAGGAAAUGCCCUUGGAAAACUGAAUGGCAUGUCUCAAAACAAAAACAAAAUUGACGGGUAGAAGUUUUGGGAUUUCUCCUCUCGGAGGGUUGUGGGGCUGUUGAACAAAACAGGUCCUUAGUUUCAUAGCGGGAAAGUGGAACGAAAGAAAAAAGAAAAACGUCUCGACCUUUUCAAGACCCUAGAACCCUAAAACUUCCGAAGUUCUUUUUCGUCAACAACAAAAUCCCCAAAUUGAAGAAAUUGUAUGAAAACCAGUGUUAAGUCAGUUGACCGUGCAAAGCCGGAUUAUCUUCCACCACCAUAGAUUCAACAAAGAAGUACAGUACAGCUCUACAGGAGGAAUUUGCAUAGACCCGGUGAUGGCUUUCGCUGCUUGUCCUAUUUGUGAUGUUAUAGUGCCUUCAACUGAGCUUGAAAGGCACGCAAACAAUCAUUUUGAGGAAGAGGAACUUGCAAAGGACAUGAAGUUGUCUCAACAAAUUGCGAGGGACAUGGAGUUGGCUCAACAAAUUGCCCUUAGACCAACUAGUCCUCGAAAAAACACAGGUAAUUGGAUAUGUAGUACCAGUUCUUUUCAAUCUGAUUUUGGAGAUAAUUCAGAACCCAGUACCUCAAGAUGUAAUAGUAAGAUGAAUGAUGAUGCAGAGGUAUCUAUUCCAGAGAAAAUUUCCUGUUUAGUUAAUUUACAGCUUAGAAGCUUUUACUAUAAAGUUGAAAGGAGUCUCAUGGCUUUGUUGAGAAGAUGUUUAGAAUUGGAAAGAGAAAAUUCGACUUGUAUUUUAUCAAGCUAUAUAGAUCAUUUCCAGUCUGUUGAAUCAGAAGAUCGAGGGUGGGGUUGUGGAUGGCGUAACAUCCAAAUGCUUUCCUCACAUUUGUUAAUGCAAAGCCAAGAAGCCAAGGAAGUAUUGUUUGGCGGGUCAGGAUUUGUUCCUGAUAUCGCGUCACUCCAAAGAUGGCUUGAAAUUGCUUGGCAGAGAGGUUUUGACAUAGAUGGCUCAAAUUCAUUGAAAAAUGAAGUUUAUGGCACGAACAAAUGGAUUGGAACAACUGAAUGUGCAGCACUGUUUCGCUCUUUCAGGCUUCGGGCCAGAAUAGUAGAUUUUGGUAGUAAGGAACUUGAAUCAUUAUAUUGUGGUGGUAAUAGAGGGGCGGAGCAUGUUGAGAUGAAUAGUGAAGCGAAAAGAAAAGUAGAGCAAGUUUAUGGACCAAUGGACAAUUUUUUACAAGGAAGGAAUCUCAGAAGGCAGCAACAACAACCUAUAACUACCGGCCCCGACUCUCAAACUAGGGAUAGUCCUUCUACCUCCACCAGUGGAUAUAGCAAUGGAUUUAACGGAAGCGCUAAGUCAAAUAAAUAUGGUGUGAAGAACAUCAAGGGUCACGACGUUUUGGUCGAUUGGGUCUGGAACUAUUUUGCCGACGAGGGGUUCAGCAGGUUGGGCAAUCACCAACGUGUUACUAUUAGUAAAAAAACGCCUUUAUACUUUCAGCAUCAGGGUCAUUCGAGAACCAUCGUCGGGAUACAACGCAAGCAGCCACAAGAUGGGUCGAAACAGUGCACCCUCUUAAUUUUAGACCCUGGCCAUAAAACAAAAGCUCUGGAGUGGUCUCUUAAACAAAAUUUUGGGUGGCAAAAGCUUAUCAAAAGAGGGGUCCACACUCUUAAGAAGCCACAAUAUCAGUUGUGUUAUAUUGAUCAGUGGAUUGCAAAUGAGAAAGAAACAGAACAAAUGAAAACUAUAGAUAGCAUCUUCUUUGAGGCUUAGUAAGUUUUAGAACUGUAAGUAACCCUAAUUCUUUAUAAUAACCCUCUAAUGCCUCUAACAGAUCUCGGGUCUGUCACAAAUUCUGGAUAUGUAUUCUUCAGCUUGAAGUAGUUGCUCUUCAAAGCUGAGACUCUCUAUUUUGUUGCACUAAACUCCAUCUUUCAUAAGAGUAACAUUGUAGGCAGAGACAUUAGUACUUGGGGUUGAACUGCAACAUUCGGCAAUGCAAUAUGCAAGGUCA
Messenger RNA from Papaver somniferum (opium poppy), 2039 nucleotides. Its product is annotated as zinc finger-containing ubiquitin peptidase 1-like. The record is from RefSeq and is a predicted model, not a curated record. The transcript has 7 exons. NCBI's taxonomy places the organism in Eukaryota, Viridiplantae, Streptophyta, Magnoliopsida, Ranunculales, Papaveraceae. The coding region runs from base 392 to 1798 and encodes 468 amino acids.